AAAAAACAAGAACUAGACUCUUGGACAUCAUUAUGAGAAGUUCUCAACUGAAGUCCUCUGCUGAAGUCCAAGGCAGCUGAUACACUACUCCUUCAGCCACUCAUGGUGAAACAACAGUUUCUUUGCAGGACUGCUGGAUAUUCAGCUGAGUAUAAGAGAUAAAGAUGGGUAGGGAAGCUAGUCAGGUUUUGAAGGAAGUAAAACGUUAUUGGACUAAAAGGAUGAAUCAGACAAUCUGGACAGAGCGAUGAAAAGAGAGGACCAAAAGCUAAGUGGAGGCAGGUGGUGUCACCAGCAUCAGGUACCUGAUCACUGCUCCCAAAUACCUUCGACUGGAUGCGUCUGAGAAGGUGGUGAUUCAGCUGUUUGGCUACACUGAAGAAACCAAUGUCCAAGUAUGCUUGAAAAGCUCUAUGGAUGGAAGCCAUACAAAAUAUGCUGAACAAAUAGUGACUCUGAAUGCCCAGAAUAACUUCCAAGACGCUGUAACAUUGAGGAUUUUCCCUAAUACAUUUUCUGAGACUGCUACGCAUGCAUUCCUUCAAGUACAUUCCGAACAAUUUGUAAAGCAUGUGAGGAUACCAGUCCUCCGUAAAAAUGGUUUCCUUUUUAUCCAGACAGACAAAACCAUUUAUACCCCAGAACAGUCCGUGAAAGUCCGAGCCUUCUCUCUCAAUGAAGAUCUGAUGCCAGGACUUCGGCAAGUGACUCUAACUUUCAGGGAUCCAGAAUUACAAAAGGUGGAAAUUGUGGACUUAACAGAUGUCAAUGGAAUCCCAACAAUGCAAAAUCCAUUCAAAAUCCCUCUCAAACCAAAGUUAGGAAUCUGGAGAAUUGAAGCUUCUUACACAAAUGAGUUCACAACAGAAGCCAAAGCUGAAUUUGAAGUAAAAGAAUAUGUAUUACCUAGUCUAUCCAUCAACAUGGAGCCAGAGGCUAACUACAUCAGUUUUGGUUCUUUUGAAAGUUUUAAGAUAAAGAUUUCUGCAAGAUAUAUUCAUGGUGCUCCAGUUGUGAAUGCAGACGUGUUCCUACGAUUUGGAUACAUAGAACAAAGACCUGGACAAACAGCUGUCCUCCUACCCAAAUCAUUGAGGAGAGAACAAAUGUCAGAAAGUGGUGAUGUGGAGGUGAUCAUUAACAUAAAGAAAGCUCUAUCACUUGAGGAUGGACCCAAAGAACUUGAAGGGUUGUUGGGGAAAAGCCUGUAUGUGGCUGUGCUGGUCCAAGAGCCAACAGGUGGUAUCUCCCAAGAAGCUGAGUUGGCCGGUGUGAAGUUCCUUAAGUCACCUUACAGCCUGAGUCUUGUUGCCACUUCCCCUUUCAUCAAACCUGGACUGCCAUAUACUAUCAGGGUGUCAGUCAAGGAUAAUUUGGGGGAACCUGUGGAACGAACACCAGUGAGUUUGGUGGAGGCGUUCAUCAAAAGAAAAGGUGUCUACGAACCCUAUCAGUGUUCUACAACCACAGCAGAUUACAGCAAGAGGACAAACAACGAUGGGAUUGCUCUUUUCAUUUGCAACAUGCAUUCAGAAUCUGGGAGUGCAAAAUUUAUCUUCAAAACCGCUGACGAGAGGUUACCCGAAAGCAGUCAGGCACAAUAUACAUUAGAAGCCAUGGCAUACUCAUCCCCAAAUGAACGCUACUUGUACAUUGAUUUACCAUCCACUUAUGCUGCCGCUGAAGUUGGAAGUCCACUCAGUAUCGUAAUCUACUUCUAUGCUCGUAGUUACCUACAAAUUGAGAAUUUCAGUUACCAGAUCAUUUCAAGGGGGAAGAUAGUGAAGUUUGCAACUGAGAAACAUGGAGGUUCAACUUCCCAAGCCAUUAUAUUCCAAGUGACCCGAGACAUGGUGCCAUCAAUACGCUUGCUGGUCUACUACGUAAUGCACGGGGAGGGCACGUCUGAGCUAGUGGCCGACUCUGUGUGGAUAGACGUCAAGGAAAAAUGUGUCAAUGGGCUUAAGACAGAGCUGUCAUUUCAUCAGAAAGAAUACAAGCCAAAGGAUGUCCUGACAGUUGAAGUGAAAACUGGUCAGGAUUCCCUGGUGGCCUUAUCUGCUGUUGACACUGCUGUCUACUCUCUCAGAGCUUCCCAGGACCCGCUGACAAGUGUGCUCCGCCACAUUGAGCAAAGUGACCAGGGUUGUGGAGGAGGAGGUGGUAAAGACAAUGCAGAUGUCUUCCGUCUUGCUGGCCUCACGUUUAUGACCAAUGCAAAUGCUCAAGCUUCCCAGUCUGAAGAUGACAAAUGUACUGCUGCUGUGAGACCAAAGCGUGCCCUCUCCCCUAACCAAAAGAAAGAAAAAGCAAAACAAUAUGGGAAAAUGGUAUUCUGCUGCUUACAAGGAUUGCAACAAAUACCAACCCUGGAAAGCUGUGCCCAUCGUGCCAAUAGAGUUAAGCAUAAAAAUGCCAAUGAUCAGAAGAUUUGCCGUGAAGUUUUCACAGAAUGCUGUGAAUACAGCCUUAAGGAGCUCCAAAACAGUAAUGAAAAUGUCUUGGCACGUGCUGAGGUUUCUUUUCUAUUUGAUCUACUACCAACUCAGAUACGCAGCUAUUUCCCAGAGAGCUGGCUAUGGGAAGUACAACCAGUAAGGUCAGGACAGGUAACUUUGAGGAGAAUGCUCCCGGACUCUCUGACCACAUGGGAGAUAAAAGCGGUCGGCAUGUUCAAGAAGGAGGGGAGCUCAGGAAUCUGUGUGGCAGACCCCAUCAGAAUCUCAGUUACUCAGGCUGUGAGCAUAGAUGUGCCCCUCCCUUAUUCCAUGGUGCGUGGUGAGCAGAUUAAGCUGAAAGGCUCGGUCUAUAACCAGGCAGAGGAAAUUAUUCAGUACUGUGUAACGCUGACCGCUGGGCCAGGGGUGUGCCUGUUUCAAGGCAAACCAACAAAAGAUGAUGGCGUAAAGACUACCAGGUGUGACAAGUACAGUUGGUUGGAGAGUGGCUCAGUGGGUCUCAUCACCUUCACUCUCAUGGCUUUAGAAGUGGGAAGUCACCCUCUCACUUUCACCUUGCGCACUAAGCAACAGGGGAUGAAUGACCAAAUUAUCAAGACCCUCCGUGUAGUGCCUGAAGGCAUCAGGAUCGAGGAAGUCAUUGGUGGAAAACUGGACCCACAGGGUCUUUAUGGGUUCUCCAUUAGGACUGUAGAACUCAAAAAUAGCCUGCCUUCACAACUGGUGCCUAAGACCUCUGUGGAACGCCUUAUCACUAUAAAUGGUGAGAUAUUGGGGGAGGUGCUUGCUAUCUUGGACAACCCGGAUGGCCUGCACAAACUUGUCAACCUACCCAGUGGGUCUGCUGAAGGCGAAAUAAUGAAAUUCCUGCCAGUCUACUUUGUUUACCACUACCUGGAGACUACAAACCGAUGGAACAUCAUGGGCCCUGAGAAAUAUAACCAUCCAUCAGAACUUAAGAGAAAGAUCAGAGAGGGCAUCACAAGCAUCCAGUCUUUUAGGAUUCCUCUUAAAUUUAGUUACAGCAUGUGGAAGGACAAGGAAGCAAGCACAUGGUUAACAGCCUUUGUGGUGAAGACUCUGGGACAGGUGGACAAAUACGUCAAAGUAGACAGUGUCAUGUUGUCUAACUCCAUCUUCUGGCUGAUCAACAUAGCUCAAAAUGAGGAUGGCUCCUUUACUGAAUAUUCCACAUACAUACCUGUGAAACUCAUGGCCAAAGGUGCGGAUGCCAUGGACAAAUCAGUCUACCUCACCUCCUUUGUCAUGAUCGGAAUCAAGACUGCCAUGGAGGUGGAAAACUGUGGCUUAAUGGAGUUUGGUCAGGCCAUGAGGAAAGCUGCAAUGUAUGUGUCGAAUCAUGCUCAUCUUGUAAAAAGCAUGUACGCUAGAGCAGUGGCUGCCUACGCACUCACACUGGAGGACAGGGACAGCAUGCAAUCUGUUAUGCUAUAUGAAAGCCUGGAGAAGAAAGCCAGGGAAAAGGGCGAACCAGUUGAAUAUCGCUACUGGCAGGAGAAAGAUGUUACUCAAAACCCACUGACCCCUGAUAAGACAUCGGCGCAGAUGGUGGAGACCACAGCCUACGUCCUACUCACAGCUCUGAUCAAAGCCAAACACCAAUAUGCCCAGCCGAUCCUCAACUGGUUGACACAGGACCAAGGCUACGGAGGGGGCUUUCACUCAACUCAGGACACAAUUCUCACCCUGGAAGCUCUGGCUGAGUACAGCAAAGUGAUCCGAUCAGCUAAGCUGGAUCUGUUGAUUGAGGCGACCUACACAAAGACAAAGGAGCAACUGGGGAGGAUCUCGCUUAACCAGAAGAAACCUGUGGGCACACCAAUAGAAGUGUCUAAGGAUAAUGAUGUCAGAGUGACCACAGGCUAUGGUUCAGGAGUCUCCAUUGUUAAGAUGAAGACAGUUUAUUAUAAAACAACAGAGAAUAAUGAAAUGUGCAACUUUGACAUUUCCAUUCAACUACAUAGUCCUGACCUAAAGUCAAAAGAUACUAUGCUCCAUAAAUCUCGAAUUGUCGCAUGUGCAAAAUACAAACCCCGUCCAAAUGAAAUGUUUACUGAGGCUAGCCACACAGUCAUGGAAAUCCAGCUGCCCACUGGCGUGCGGCCCUUCCAAGAAGAUCUAAAUAUGUUUUUGAAUGGACUGGAAUCUGUGAUUACUGACUACAAAAUCACAGAGGACAUGGUUGUGCUUCAGCUCGACUCAGUCCCCUCUGACCAGUUCAUCUGUGUGGGAUUCCGAAUACAAAAUCUCUUCCAAGUUGGCAUGGUCAGUGCCUCCUUUUUUAAAGUCUACGAGUUCAAUGAUCGAGAGAGCCAAUGCUCUAAGCUCUACUCAAAUUCUGAAGCCAAGCUACUGAGGCUUUGUGUGGGGGAACAGUGCCACUGUAUGGCAGCGGAAUGCUGCAACUUCAAAUACGACAUGGAUACCAGCAUCACUGCUGAUGGUAGAAAACGUGAUACCUGCCAUGACCAUAUACAUUAUGCAUUUAAGGUAAAAAUCAAAUCCAUUGUGGAAGAAGGUGAUUUCAUUACCUAUGUGGCAAACAUGCUAAAUCCCUUAAAAAUGGGUUUGGAAAAUCACAAAAUCAACUCAGAGUUGGAAUUUGUGAAAAAGGCCUCAUGCACUUCUGUGGACAUGAAAACUGGUGGACAAUACCUUAUUGUGGGUGCAGACAGAAUGCAGAUUCAAGUUGGCAGGAGUUAUAAAUAUAGAUACCCUCUGGAUUCCCAGGCUACAGUUGAGGUGUGGCCAUCUGAAUGUGGAGGAAAUCCCACCUGCGUUAAAUAUGUAAACAUUCUGGAACAAUAUGCAGAAGAUUUGCUGAUUGAGGGCUGUUAAUAACACUUUAUUUGGUGUGGGUUUUUACAUACAUUUUACAUAAAUGUCCCAUAGGUUCCAUUUCUUGAUAAAUAAACAUAUUGACAAAUAUA
Esox lucius (northern pike) is the source of this 5410-nucleotide messenger RNA. RefSeq names its product complement component 5 (gene c5). The record is from RefSeq and is a predicted model, not a curated record. Gene Ontology annotation, cellular component: extracellular region. Bases 414 to 5318 code for a protein of 1634 amino acids. Gene Ontology annotation, molecular function: endopeptidase inhibitor activity; protein binding. Lineage: Eukaryota; Metazoa; Chordata; Actinopteri; Esociformes; Esocidae. The transcript has 44 exons.